AGAGCUUUGCUGUGAGCUCCAAUCUUACGAAACAUCAACAAAUCCACACUGGGGAGAAACCGUAUAAAUGCUUAGAGUGUGGAAAGCCCUUUGCUCAAAAGACACAUCUUAAUGCCCAUCAACAAAUCCACACGGUGGAGAAACCGUAUAAAUGCUUGGCGUGAGACCUUUGCUAAAAAGACACAUCUUAAUGCCCAUCAACAAAUCCACACUGGGGAGAAACCGUAUAAAUGCUUGGAGUGUGGAAAGAGCUUUGCUCUCAGUUCACGCCUUACUAUCCAUCAAAGAAUCCACACUGGGGAGAAACCAUAUAAAUGCUUGGACUGUGGAAAGAGCUUUGCUCAGAGUUCAUCUCUUACUGUCCACCAACAAAUCCACACUGGGAAGAAACCAUUUAAAUGCUUGGAAUGUGCAAAGAGCUUUGCUCAAAAGGCACAUCUUAGUGCCCAUCAACAAAUCCACACUGGGGAGAAACCGUACAAAUGCUUAGAGUGUGGAAAGAGCUUUGCUCAAAAUUCAGGUCUUAGUAACCAUCAACGAACCCACACUGAGUUGAAACCAUAUAAAUGUUUGGAGUGUGGAAAGACCUUUGCUCAAAAGACGUAUCUUAAGCGGCACCAAAGUAUUCACAGAGGAGAGAAAUCAUAAAUGCUAAGACAUGUGUUGCAUCAAAGAAUUCACAGAAGAGAGAAAACAUACAAAUAUUGCCAUGUUUGCAAGAUGUUAGACUCAAGCCGAACCUUUCCAAGUAUCAUCACUGAGAGUCUUUCUGCUAAACCAGUCUUGUAAUCUACAUGUUUGAACUACUCUUGGUUAAUGCAUGUUCAAUUCUCAGCUACAAUAUUUGGAAUAAAGUUUGCAGGCAAUUUUAA
Sphaerodactylus townsendi is the source of this 872-nucleotide messenger RNA. Its product is annotated as zinc finger protein 664-like. Gene Ontology annotation, cellular component: nucleus. Gene Ontology annotation, biological process: regulation of transcription by RNA polymerase II. The coding region runs from base 112 to 648 and encodes 178 amino acids. The record is from RefSeq and is a predicted model, not a curated record. The transcript has 2 exons. Gene Ontology annotation, molecular function: DNA-binding transcription factor activity, RNA polymerase II-specific; RNA polymerase II cis-regulatory region sequence-specific DNA binding. Lineage: Eukaryota; Metazoa; Chordata; Lepidosauria; Squamata; Sphaerodactylidae.